GGCACAACUGGUGAGCUGGUGGUUCCAGCGGGACGACGUACCGCCAGCAGUGUGAGCAACUUCAGAGCUAAUAGCGAUCCCGUCGAGGCUAGUUGUGCUGACUGGCUCUAGUGCACGCUACACGUACCAACAGUUGCCCCCAGCGUGUUGUUCCUGGGUUUGGUAAACUAUUUCCCUACACCAUUCGGUUCGGGUCUUCAGUUUGAAAGAUGACGACAUUGCCGAGCGCAGGAUUAUGGUCGACAGCCGCCAGCAUCUAACUCAACACUCAACAGUAUUCAACGGGUUCAACCAUUCAAGCAUUAGCACCGCUAGGACCGUGAUAGAUGGGAAACAGUGCUUUAGCAGCUGCUUCUGCUCAUCAAUCAGACAAACGAAAGCUUCAUAGCCUGUUAUGUGCUGUUGCUAACAGUCGCUAGUAGAGAUCCGGGCUCAUCCAGGAGUUAGUUAGGUACUGUGAAAGUGUGAGAGAAAGCCAAUCCAAGCCAUGGACAAACUGCACGACUAUCAAGGAGUGGCGGGACGAUGGCACGAGCUCCGUUCGAACGUGAGCCAAUGGCGCAGCGAGUGGCGCGAGAGACAUCCGGGCGGUGUGCGGCAGUACCUGAAGGACACGAUACUGCAGGCCGGACCGUCGCACACAUCCGACCCGAUAGGCACGGAUACCGAGCACGGUGUGCGGACGGGCUGGAACGAAGGUGCGGUUGAUUUCUCGCACAUCUAUCGUCGCAAGACACGCCUGGAGCUGAUCCGCAUCUCGGCCGCCGUGAUGGGGAUCGAGUUUUCCUACGCCGCCGAGACGGCGUUCGUUUCGCCGACCCUGCUGAAGAUUGGCGUCGAGCAUCAGCACAUGACGCUGGUGUGGUGUCUGUCGCCGCUGGUCGGCUUUUUCCUAACGCCCGUGCUCGGUUCGCUCAGCGACCGGUGUCGCAGCAAGUUCGGCCGCCGAAGACCGUUCAUCAUGCUGCUGUCAUUGGGCGUACUGCUCGGGCUGCUGCUCGUCCCGAACGGAGAGGACGUUGGGUACGCGAUGGGCGACUUUAACCCGUACGCGGUCAACGUAACGGCUGGUGGCAACAGCACCGGCGAUAGUACGCCAGCGAGUCUGGUGUGGCAGGAACCGCUGGACACGAGCACGGUGGAUCCCGUAGUGUCCACCGUUAUCCCACCGACCAUCCCCGAACAUCGGCCCCGCCAUCCGUGGGGCAUCUUUUUCACCAUCCUCGGCACGGUGCUGCUCGACUUCGACGCGGACGCCUGCCAAAGCCCGGCCCGGGCGUUCCUGCUGGACGUGACCGUGCCGGAGGACCACGCCCGGGGCCUAUCCACCUUCACCAUCAUGGCCGGGUUGGGCGGGUUCAUGGGCUACUCGCUCGGUGGCAUCGACUGGGACAGCACCUCGCUCGGCAUCGUGCUCGGCGGGCACGUCCGGGCCGUCUUUUCGCUCAUCACCGUCAUCUUUAUCGUGUGCGUCCUCUGCACCGUGACGAGCUUCAGCGAGAUCCCGCUCUGGAUACUGGAGGAAGAGCUGGAACGGCAGGACCCGCCGGUGGAGGGGCGCUCGAACCGACUCGCCAGCGAGGAACCGGCCACGUACGGUGCCACACGGCAUGACCGCCGGUCCCAGCCGGAGGCAUCGCCGGCCAGCGCCAGCUACGACGAGCUGCCGGGCGAAAACUUCACCGAGACAAGCUUUAGCGGUCCGCCCGCCUCCAAAUCGCCCGCCAAUGGGGACGCCAACGUGGGCAGCAGUGUCAGGCGCAGCGUGGAUGAGAAUGGGCGCGAGACGCCCUGCGAGGAAGGCGACAAGCCGACCGUUACGCUCAGCAUGUAUCUGCUGUCGAUCGUCUAUAUGCCGCACUCGCUCCGGAUGGUCUGCCUGACGAACCUGUUCUGCUGGAUGGCACACGUCUGCUAUUCGCUCUACUUUACCGAUUUUGUCGGCGAGGCUGUGUUCGAUGGGGACCCAAAGGCACUCGACGGUACCGAAAAGUAUUUGCUGUACGAAGCGGGCGUCCGGUUCGGCUGCUGGGGCAUGGCCAUGUACUCGCUGUCCUGCGCCUGCUACUCCCUAAUCAUCGAACGGCUCAUCAAGCGCUUCCGGGCUAAGAGUGUCUACGUCGGCGGGCUGCUCUUCUACUGCCUGGGGAUGUCGCUGAUGGCCCUGUCGAAGCACCGUGUCGGGGUGAUCGUGUUUAGCUGGACUGCAGGCGUCAUGUAUUCCACCCUCUUUACCAUGCCAUAUCUGCUUGUCGCACACUACCAUUCGGAAGGUGUGUUUGAAGUAAAUGAAUGUGGCAUUGCAAAGCAGAGCACGGGUGCGAUCCGUGGACUCGGCACGGACGUGGCCAUCGUCAGCAGCAUGGUGUUUUUGGCCCAGUUUGUGCUGUCCAUCUGUAUGGGAUCGAUCGUGGCCUGGACCGGCACAACGACGGCCGUCGUUACGAUCGCCGCCAUGCUAAGCUUCUGCGGAGCCCUUUCCGCCACCCAAAUUAUGUAUCUGAAUUUGUGAAUGUUCAGACCCAGCGUGCAGCGAAUGAAAUGAGAGGAAAAAAAAGUAUUGCUUUCGUUUUAAGUGUAGACAUCUAUCCCAAGUACCAUGCAUCCUUAGCAACUUGUACGCCCUUCAACGUGGGUGUGUGUGUUAAUCUUUCUUGAAAGUUUUAGUCCAGACUCCUUUACUGCAUAGUUAUCUGCGAUGGUAAUUUGUGGUUCGUAUUUCAUAUUAACAUUUAUAAUGAAGCACAAGAAUCGUAUAAAAAAAAGGAAGCUGAAAACAGGGACAGAGCGUUCGUCCAGUUUGCUUGUGAGUACGUUAAUUUUCACUAGUAUUCCUUACAAAUGUCCACUUGCUGUUGAUAUAUGUAAUAUAAGUGUGUGAUGUAGGAGUUUCAUUACUAUACGAAUUUUGUUUAGCUUCUUUUGCCCAAAUAUUAUCAUAAUAUGUUAAAACAUUGCAUCUUUGCGAACGUUGUCUCCCUUCGGAAACUUCUCAUUUGGAAAUUAGAAUCGAAAGUUUAUAAAAAAGAUAAUUAGUUCUAGUUGCAUCCAUUUCGAUAUUAUUAAUGCGUUCAUUGUAGUGAUGGGUAAAGUUCGCAAACAUCCGGAGACGACUCCGAUCCGACUCCGAUAAAUUCGGAAUCGACUCCGGAAGGUAGGUCCGCGCUGCAAUAUC
This is a messenger RNA of Anopheles arabiensis, 3175 nucleotides long. It is a transcript of the gene lovit, whose product is annotated as proton-associated sugar transporter A. Gene Ontology annotation, molecular function: sucrose:proton symporter activity. The record is from RefSeq and is a predicted model, not a curated record. NCBI's taxonomy places the organism in Eukaryota, Metazoa, Arthropoda, Insecta, Diptera, Culicidae. Gene Ontology annotation, cellular component: membrane. Bases 488 to 2512 code for a protein of 674 amino acids. The transcript has 5 exons.